GUGUGAAGUACGUGACUGAAUAUUAAGUACAUCUAGAUGGUGUGAAGAGAAUAUUUUUAUCCUGGGAACUACUGCAGCAAUAAGAACAACCAAAAGACUCAUUUAUUACGUUAUAUGGCUGAAAUGAAGAAAUAUUGGAGGAAUCACAAAUUGGAUGCAUGGGUUUAAGAUCUAUUUAAGCUGCUUUUCGUGGUUAAAUUUAGCAGUCUUCUUUCAAUGACGCAGAAGAAGAUUGAGUAGAAUAAGUGCUGUACAGAUGCCUGGGAAAGAGGGCUUGGGGCUAUUUUGGCCCAGCAUUAUGAGGAUGGGGAGCACUCUGUUCUAUUUCGCAACCAGAAAUGAUCACCCUGGGAGCAGAAGUACAUUGCAAUUGAGCAAGAGGUUCUGGCCAUCAGGCAUUGCAGGCACGACUCAUUCAAGGAUCUGAGAGGCAGGAGCGGAGAAAAAAAAAGACUCUUGAGUGAAAUAAGGAAGGGAAAGGAAGCAGAGAUUUAAACCAAAGCAAAUCAGAGAAGCUGCUGCUCCUGCUGUUGCUGCUGCUACUGCAAUGAACUGGUUAGAGGAACCAAACUGGCAGCUUCAGGUUUCCUUGCUGGUGUUGCUUUCCGUUCACACCAAGGCAAACUUCCUAGACAGCAGGCCUUUGAGAAGUUCUGGAAAAGUCAACAUGGAACCCAGGAAGGGUGAUAGUGGGAGCACAGCAGUUGCUCCUACUGAGAAGAAGCUGUGGUGUCACUGUCAUCAUUACUGUCCUGAAAAUGCAAAAAACAACACCUGCAGUACUGAUGGCUAUUGUUUUGCUAUGGUAGAAGAUGAUGAUUCUGGAGGGCAGACGUUCACCACAGGGUGUAUAGGAUUAGAAGGUUCUGACUUCCAGUGCCGGGAUACACCACUGUCCCAGCCAAGAAGAUUAAUAGCAUGUUGCACAGAUCAGGAUUUCUGUAACAAAGGUCUUCACCCAACUCUACCACCACUGGAAGAUCGAGGUAUUGCAGAGGGGAAUGUUCACCACAAAGCCUUGCUCAUCUCCGUGACGGUCUGCAGCAUACUCCUCGUGCUGAUCAUCAUAUUCUUUUAUUUCAGGUAUAAAAGACAGGAGAGCAGGCCUCCGCGCUACAGCAUUGGGCUCGAACAAGACGAGACGUACAUUCCACCUGGCGAAUCCUUGAAAGACCUCAUUGAACAAUCUCAGAGCUCAGGAAGUGGUUCAGGGCUCCCUCUGCUGGUGCAAAGGACUAUAGCAAAGCAAAUUCAGAUGGUGAAGCAGAUAGGUAAAGGCCGCUAUGGAGAGGUCUGGAUGGGGAAGUGGCGAGGCGAAAAGGUGGCUGUCAAGGUGUUCUUCACCACAGAGGAAGCCAGCUGGUUCCGAGAAACGGAAAUCUACCAGACUGUCCUGAUGAGACAUGAAAACAUUUUGGGGUUUAUUGCUGCAGAUAUAAAAGGUACUGGGUCUUGGACUCAGCUAUAUCUUAUUACAGACUAUCAUGAGAACGGAUCCUUGUAUGACUACCUAAAAUCCACCACCUUGGAUACAAAAGCCAUGCUGAAACUGGCCUACUCUUCUGUCAGCGGAUUGUGUCACCUGCACACUGAGAUUUUCAGCACUCAAGGCAAACCUGCUAUUGCCCACCGGGACCUGAAAAGCAAAAAUAUUCUGGUGAAAAAAAAUGGAACCUGCUGUAUAGCAGAUCUUGGUUUGGCAGUUAAGUUUAUUAGUGAUACAAACGAAGUGGACAUACCGCCAAACACCAGAGUAGGAACAAAACGGUACAUGCCCCCUGAAGUCUUGGAUGAAAGCUUGAAUCGGAAUCACUUCCAGUCGUAUAUCAUGGCUGAUAUGUAUAGCUUCGGACUUAUCCUUUGGGAAAUAGCAAGGAGAUGUGUUUCAGGAGGUAUCGUUGAAGAGUACCAGCUUCCAUACCAUGAUGUCGUGCCUAGCGAUCCCUCGUAUGAAGACAUGAGGGAAAUAGUCUGUAUCAAGAAGUUACGGCCUUCAUUCCCAAACAGAUGGAGCAGCGAUGAGUGCCUAAGACAAAUGGGGAAGCUAAUGACAGAAUGCUGGGCUCACAACCCUGCUUCUCGGCUCACAGCCCUGCGAGUAAAGAAAACACUUGCCAAAAUGUCAGAGUCACAGGACAUUAAGCUCUGAUCCAGCUGACAAACGGCAUUUCUUUGCUAAAGCUCAGAAAAAUACGGACUUUCCUUCACGUUUCAAAGAGACAGGAAGAAGAAUUGCAAACCUUCACUAAUAUAAACUUGAAUGCAGACUGUUGGCCAAGAAAUCCAAACACAAUACAGGAGUCUUUCCAGGGGAAAGAAAUGCGGGGCAAGUAAGAAAAUCCUUUUACUACCAAAGGAGAGGACAUUGGCCUCUUUGGAGAACAAUCAAAAACAAUAUCAAAAACUGCUUCAAGAUUAUGCAUGCUGCUUUCUGUGAAAGCCCUUCUUGUUCUUGUUGUUGUUUAUUUGGAUUGUUAAAAAUUUCAUGAAAAUGAACCUUUGCAAAUAGAAAUUACAAGAAAAGAAUUAUAUUCUAAUACUAAAGGAAAAAAAACCCCCAAAAUUUAAUCUGAAAUCUAAAAGUUGCUGUUCCUUCCUGCUGAUAGAAAAGACAGUUGUGUUUCAAGGUAACUGAAGCCCCACCAUGUUGUGAAAUAAAAAGGGAAUAUGUCUGUGCACAUAUCUAAAUGUCAUCUCAUGUCAGAUGUACCUGUAAGAAAGAACGUGUCCCGGAUGGAAGUUGCCUGAUUUACUGCCAAAGAGUGCCUUGCGCAACAGAAAUGUCAUUAUUUUGCAGUGUCUCCUGCAUAAGCCCUUCAUAUUUUGACUUCCUUAAGAUAAUGCCACCAGAAGUAAUAAUAGGAAGCUCACUUUGCGUGCCGAGAUUGGGGACACGUCUUGACCAAUAAAUGGGAGCCACAUGAAAGUACAACUUUUCAGCCUAUGGGGCUUGUGGAGAGACACAGGUUGAGAAUUGUGUCGUGGAUCAUCAGAUUUUUUCUGAAGUGUUAAAAUAUCCAAACAAUAUUUUGAAAUGAGUGUGAAUUAGAGAACUUUUAGUAAAGCCUGAAGUGGUACAUUCUUCCUCAGCCACUAACGUACAAGUAAAGUCACUAGUAAAGGAAGCUGUUCCCUUAAUUGUGUUUAAAUCCCCUUGCCUUAAGAUAAUUCAGUUAAAAAGAUAAUGUAGACAGAAGAAGGAGCUUUAAAAUGUAUUGAAAGGUGGUGACUUAUAACUGAAGGGUAAAAGAAAUCUGUUCUUAAGUGCAAGAAAAAAAAACACUGUUACCAUAUUUGACUAUUGUACUC
This is a messenger RNA of Pogona vitticeps (central bearded dragon), 3309 nucleotides long. Lineage: Eukaryota; Metazoa; Chordata; Lepidosauria; Squamata; Agamidae. The record is from RefSeq and is a predicted model, not a curated record.